UAUGACGACGUUUAAAUAACAGGAGUUUUUGGCAAGUGUCACAGGCCUUGAGUGAACCAGCGUCCAAUGAAUUACAGUAAUGCUGUAUAUGUUUUGACUGUGUCUGACUGUGGAUUUGUCCCAAAUGGUACCUUAUUCCUUAUAUAGUGCACUACUUUUGACCAGGGCCCACAAAGCCAUUUUGGACGCAUCCUGUGUGAAGCGUCAGCCUGCUGAGAGCUGUGUUUAUGAACUCUGGAGAGAUGAGAACAAUUAGACUUGAACUGGAUCACAGAGCCUGCUGGGGACAUGGGAUUUAGGACAGAUGGCUGGGUCUCAUUACUCUAAACUAAAGAGUCUUCCUUUCCUUGCCUCCUCUCCUUCAUUUGCACUGAUCUGAAAACAGAUGGUGAAAGCAGUAUGGCGCAUGUCUAUUGGGUGUCAGCUUCCACCUGUCUUGUUCUGUCAGAUCAGAGCAGAUGAAGGAAAGAAGACGAGGAGAAAAAGCCACUUUAGACUAUUGAGAUGCAGCCAUCUACACUGACUCCUCCUUGGCAAUUGGGUUCACUAACAAGUACUGCAUUAAUGUUGUGGAAACAUCUUGUUAAACAUCUUCAUAAUGGAUGCAGACUUCUUGUUACAGAUUUGUCUUGUAAGCAGAGGGUGCGUGGGAUUUCCUUUGUCGGUGAAACUGUCCCUAAAUGUGUGGGAUUUUUCACAAUUAUUAAAAAAAAUAAAUGUGGUAGGUUCUGUCUGUAUCUGUGGGUAGUUUUGACAGGAGUCCACAGGUUAAUGGGAUGAAGAGAAUGAGAGGAGGAGUGGAAGCCAAGGAAAUAAGUAGGGAUGGAAGAGAGUAAAUUUACACUGUUCAGUGACGCAUGUCUGUUGGCUCAUCAGAGUUUGAAUCAGAGAGAUGAAAUGAGUAACUGGAUGUCCCAGGACUUGGGAGUAAAAUGACGGGACAAUAAGUAAACAAUUGGAAUAAUCUUUUGGGAAAACAGCUUAAGAAUUCUCAUGGAAAGAAGGUUUGUAUUUCUUCCCUGUAGUUUCAGUUGUAUUUGAAAGGCUGUUUUAGGUCCUUUUGGAUAUCAUUGAGUUUGAAUCUGGUCCAAUCGCUUUUCAUGGCUUCAACUUACAUCUCUCUGAAUCACAGUUGGAACUGUUCUCUCUAGAACUGUAGAACUCUCUGGAACUUUAAAGCACCCCAAGGAUCCAAAGCAAUAUCUGUCUUUAGUUUGAGAGACUGGCAGAGGGAAAGUGGGUACGGAGGGAGAGAUAACUGAGGGAGAGAGGACAGAGAGACAGAAUUUUCACACGGGGGGGGAAACAAAAAGACGGAAAGACGGCGGAAGAAGGGGAGUUGAGUGUCAGGUGGGAGACAGCCUUGUACUAAUGUUCCUCACAAUGAUGCACUUACUGGGACUCAUCGACAUCACAGAGACCGGUAAGAGAGAUGGGGAUGGAGGGAGAAAGAGAGGGGGAGAGAGAGGUUGGAUGGAGGGAGAUGGAGACAGAAAGAAAGUGUCAGAGAGAGUGGGACUAACUGCAUUUAUAAAGAUUGUCUGUUCCUCUCCUCUUCUCCCUAGUCAGUGUCUGCGUUCCACAAUUAUUGACUUGACUUGACCAUUUUCUCUGUUUUUCUCUUCUCUUUUCUCACUGUCUCUCUAUACCUCUCUUUAUUCCGUUAACUGUCUUUACAUUUCUCUAUCUCUCUUACUGUCUCUCUCACACACUCUCUCUCUCUCUCUUUCUCUCUCUUUCUCUCUCUCUCUCUCUGUUGUGUGUGUUUAAAGAUGGUGAGUAUGGAAGCAAUAGAAAUCUCUUGGUUUCUAGUAACUCCCCUUUUUUUUGAGCUAUGUCUUGCUUUUCUUUCUCACAGUGUUAGUGCUUUCUCUUACUUUGUUAGAACGAGUAGGACUAAUACGAAUGAAAUAAAAUCAGUCAUAGUCAUGGCUUUCAUUGGAUAUUUCAGAAUGAAGUUCUUUCAAUGCCUUGUUAUUGAAUAUUACGAAUUUGGCACCUGUUCACUCAAAUGUAAUAAGUGAAUACUAACAGAAAACGUAGUUUCUCUGCAAAGAUCACACUUUAAAAGAAAGUACUUUCCUCUCUUUUUGAGUCCUCUUUUUGUUUUAAUCUCACUCUUCUUCAAUUUCUUUCUAACUCUUUCUUGAUCUGGCCCCUCUUUCCACCCCUUAAAUUUGUUUUCCCUCUUCCUCUCUUUCCCUGCCUGCCAUGGUCUCCCCAUCCCUCUCGCCCACUGUCCUUCCUCUCUCCCUCUCGUUCCCCUCUCCUUCUCUCUAUCCCCUUCUCUUUUCUCUCUCUCUCUCUCUCCCUCUCUCUCCCUCUUCCUCGCUCUUUCCUCCUACAGACAGUAGUGACAGUGAUUUGGAGCUGUCUAUAGUUCGUCACCAGCCAGAAGGCUUGGACCAGCUGCAGGUUCAGACAAAGUUCACCAAGAAGGAGCUCCAGUCACUAUACAGGGGCUUCAAGAAUGAGUGUCCAAGUGGUUUGGUUGACGAAGAGACGUUCAAGACCAUCUAUUCUCAGUUCUUUCCCCAAGGAGACGCCACCACCUAUGCACAUUUCCUGUUUAAUGCGUUUGAUAUGGACAGAAAUGGCUCCAUUCGUUUUGAGGACUUUGUGAUUGGCCUGUCUGUUCUUCUGAGAGGGUCAGUCACAGAGAAACUCAACUGGGCCUUCAACCUGUAUGACAUCAACAAGGAUGGAUACAUCACUAAAGAGGAGAUGCUGGCUAUUAUGAAGUCCAUCUAUGAUAUGAUGGGCAGGUACACCUACCCAAGUGUACGGGAUGAGGCACCCUCUGAACAUGUGGAUAAGUUCUUCCAGAAAAUGGACAGAAACAGAGAUGGAGUGGUGACCAUUGAGGAGUUCAUUGAGACCUGUCAGAAGGACGAGAACAUCAUGAACUCCAUGCAGCUCUUUGAGAACGUGCUCUAGAGCCCAGCAGAACAUUCUACGUCAUUCUCCCAUCGUCCGAUCCCGUCCUCCUGUCUAUACACAACCCCUGUCCAAUCCCACAACACACACACACGCACGCACACGCACACACACACACACACACACCCACACACACACACACACACACACACACACACACACACACACACACACACACACACACACACACACACACACACACACACACACACACACACACACACACACACACACUCAAUUUAGUGCAUCCUAAUCUAGGAUGGCUAAUCCACAGAUAUGUACAAGCAGCGUUCAUUUACGGCUGCACUAGCCUCAACCUGCCACUGCUUGUGGACUAAAGAGCGCACUAGAGAAAGAAAAGAGGAGAGAAGAGAGCUACUGGGACUUCUUCUACUUUACAGCUUGUCAGCUUCCCAAAGAAAGGAGAAAGAAAGACCAAACUGCUCAACACUGAUGAUCCGAGGAGCUUCUAGAACUCUGCCUUCUCAUUGGACCAUUAAGACAAAUGACUAAUCGAAAGAUGGAGAGAGAAUGUGAGAGUGGCAAUUGUGGAAACUCAUCAGGAUGUUGCUGACCUCCAGACCAGGAUCCUGUAGCUAUAACACAUAAGUACAGUAGCCGCCGCACUUACACAUGCUAUAUGGGGAUGCACUGACACACUUCUUUGAAGAGUGUUUAAGAGAGUUGAUGUAGCGUACAGCAAGCUGGAUUGAUCCUGGGCAAGGACACCAGCACCAAACACCACAGAGACACUAAAAAGAAAAGAUCUGAAGCAUGCGCUUGCACUAAGAAUCAUUCAUAUUCUGCAAUAUGCACCAGAAGAGAAUGCAUUGUAAAUGUAGAUAGUCACAGUAGACCACUUCAGAAAACUCAGUGUGUAUGUAGAUAUGUAUAGACAGUAAUAUAUAAUAAUAACAUAGAUACAGUUAGGCGUUGUGCUCUCAUCUGUACUGCUCUAUUGGUAGUAAGUAGUAGGUGGGGUUAGGGUUAGGUUUAGGGUAAAGGUUAAGGAGAAACAAAAUCUGUGGGGAAGUUGUCUUAACUUAACUGUCCCGUGUGGCUCAGUUGGUAGAGCAUGGCGCUUGCAACGCCAGGGUUGUGGGUUCAUUCCCCACGGGGGGACCAGGAUGAAUAUGUAUGAACUUUCCAAUUUGUAAGUCGCUCUGGAUAAGAGUGUCUGCUAAAUUACUUAAAUGUAAAUGUUAACACUUACAGAAUACUAAUUGAUGGAAUUGUAGCCUUACAUGUUUAGUAUUAGUAAUUUUGGAACAUUUGAUCGUACAGGUAUUUUGUUUCAUUUCAAGUCAGUUCUGGAGUUUUGAGUUACCCCUACGGGCGGUGGGCUCUAACCCUACUGGUUGCGUCUGGCCAUAGUUCUGGGUGACACAGGGAGGGUCACUGGUUCUGUUCUGUCACCAACGGACCAGCGAGUCAUCAACGGAUAAGCAUGAGAUGUGCAGUAUGUCAGUGCCUCCUUAUAAUGUGUGCAACAACAAGACAGAUAUACUAAGAUGUAUAUGUGUUAUAAACUAAAGCCAUCCUCAGAUGAAUACAGAGUAUACAGCUAUGGCUUGA
Messenger RNA from Salvelinus fontinalis (brook trout), 4512 nucleotides. RefSeq names its product calsenilin-like. The coding region runs from base 2212 to 2937 and encodes 241 amino acids. The transcript has 6 exons. NCBI's taxonomy places the organism in Eukaryota, Metazoa, Chordata, Actinopteri, Salmoniformes, Salmonidae. The record is from RefSeq and is a predicted model, not a curated record. Gene Ontology annotation, cellular component: voltage-gated potassium channel complex; nucleus. Gene Ontology annotation, biological process: negative regulation of transcription by RNA polymerase II; regulation of potassium ion transmembrane transport. Gene Ontology annotation, molecular function: RNA polymerase II cis-regulatory region sequence-specific DNA binding; DNA-binding transcription repressor activity, RNA polymerase II-specific; potassium channel regulator activity.